This is a messenger RNA of Rubroshorea leprosula, 1417 nucleotides long. The record is from the annotation of a GenBank genome assembly. NCBI's taxonomy places the organism in Eukaryota, Viridiplantae, Streptophyta, Magnoliopsida, Malvales, Dipterocarpaceae.
AUAUCAUAAUAAUCAUUUAUCACAUGAAUCAGAGUUAUUUAUAUUGGAAACCAAGAUAGUCUUUCUCAUUCUAUUGAGUUUUCUUCUCUUUGGACAUUUUCUCAGUCCCUAGUUAGAUGGCUUCCAUUUCCAAACCAACACCUUCCGAGGCACAUCCUGAAUCAAUGGAUUUUCUAUCACGUACAUGGUGCAACUUCGCAGUGCAAACUCUCCAACCUGGUGAUCAGCUUCACCAUCAAUCUAUCAUUCUCCGAGAUCAUCAUCAUCAUCCACCGGAGAAAUUUGAGCAUCAAACCGCGCUGCCAUUUUCAAAGAUGGAGAAAAGUACAAAGCUGGAUGAUGCUUCAGAUUUCAACUCUAUACCGGGAUGGAAAUCCAAUGAUGUUAAGUCAUGGAUAUGGAUGCAACAAGCUAUGCAUCCGGAAUUGAACUACAACAGCUGUUUCAGGAAGAAAUGGCUGUCUUGGAAGAUGGUGCCAUUUAAGGGAAUUCCAUUCAAGAAAUGGCUGAAGGAGAUGAAGCUAAGGCGAAAGGAAGAAGAGAGGCUACAGAGAGCUGAAGUGCAUGCUGCCAUAUCGGUUGCAGGAGUGGCAGCAGCGCUGGCUGCAAUUACGGCAGAGAACUCGAAAAAGGAUGAGUCUGGGACAACUAAAGAGGCUGCAGUGGCAUCCGCAGCUGCUCUGGUUGCAGCACAGUGUGCCAAAGUGGCAGAGGCGAUGGGAGCAAAGAAGGAGCAGCUUAGCAGUGCUAUAGGAUCUGCCAUGAGUGGUACAAGUGCGAGUGAUAUCUUAACACUCACUGCUGCAGCUACAACAUCAUUGAGAGGAGCUGCUACCCUCAAAGCAAGAUCAGGAUGCAAGAACAUAUUAAAUGGAAGUGCACCAGUUCUACCAAUUGAGGACAACAAUGAUUUUCCUUUCGAGUUUGACAAAUGCAGAUCACUGCUCUCAAAGGGCACUGAGCUUGGUGUAGAAACUCCAGAAGGGAAAUACAAGGUUAGAUUAGUGUCAAUUGUCCUAGACAACGAAACCAAGGUUAUUCUUAAACUGAGGAAGCUCAAUCUGUUCAAAAGCAAGAAAGAAAGUAUUGUAUUGGACCUGCAUGCUGAGUUGUAUAGAGAAUCCGAAGCUGAUGACUCUGAUACAUGCUAUCUGCUCGUGUUAAGGACUAAUCUGGGGACGAUUAAGCUGGACAUGGGGGAUGAUUAUCAGCGUUACAAGACGUGGGCUGCAACCAUUAAUCAUAUGCUUGUUCUCCCCACCUCUUUCACAAAAUAUGAACUUCAAUUCUAUAGAAACUGAGGAAAGCUGCAGUGUCGAUUUUUUUUUUUUUCUUUUGUAACAGUGCAUAUCAGUUUGUGUAACAUAUAUAUAAUAUAUGUUCUUGUUUCUGAUUCAAUUAAACAAUUUAAUACAUU